AACCUUGAGCCUUACAAUCUAGUUCUGUACUGACGUUGCAACAGCGUGAAUAAGGCUGACGUCCAUACAGAAGUUUCGAAACAUUUUUGGCAGUGCACAUGGCACAUGGUUUGUUCUUAUGUGGUGUUCAAGAAAGUUGGGAAUACUUUGUGAUUGUGUUCAUAAAAUUGGCAAUAGUUACAUUACAGAUGUAAACAGAUUGGAGUAAUACUCUUUCCACUUAUUAUAGAAACCGGAAAAUUCCGGAUUUCGUUAGUAAAUCGCCAAACCUGUUGGACAUACGGGAUUGAGGGGCCCCCAUACGGCAGGAGGAGACUUAUCUGCGCCAUUUUGCCACGGAUUUGGCAGAGAUCUUUUGGAAUCUACCUCGAAAUAUUGUUGGGAACUAUUUCCCGAAGGAGGAAGGACAAUUAGUUUAAGAUGUCUUCCUCGUACAAUAAUUCUGAAGAAAGUUCAUCCGACCGAAAUGUCGAAAUCUGGAAAAUCAAGAAGCUCAUCAAGAGCCUGGAAAUGGCAAGAGGGAAUGGUACGAGCAUGAUUUCCCUGAUCAUUCCACCAAAGGACCAGAUCUCUCGGGUGAGCAAAAUGCUGGCUGAUGAAUUUGGGACAGCAUCAAACAUCAAGUCUAGAGUGAACAGGCUCUCAGUAUUAGGUGCAAUUACAUCUGUACAACACAGAUUGAAACUUUAUACCAAGGUGCCCCCAAAUGGACUAGUAAUUUACUGUGGAACGAUCGUGACAGACGAAGGCAAAGAGAAGAAGGUUAACAUCGAUUUUGAACCAUUCAAACCUAUCAAUACAUCUUUGUAUCUAUGUGACAAUAAGUUUCACACAGAGGCCUUGACAGCGCUGUUAGCAGAUGACAACAAGUUUGGGUUUAUAGUGAUGGAUGGAAAUGGGGCUCUGUUUGGCACUCUGCAGGGCAACACCCGGGAAGUGCUGCACAAGUUCACAGUGGACCUGCCAAAGAAGCACGGUAGAGGAGGUCAGUCUGCUCUCCGAUUUGCGCGACUUAGAAUGGAGAAAAGACACAACUAUGUCCGGAAGGUAGCUGAAGUGGCGACAACACUUUUCAUCACAAAUGACAAACCAAACAUUGCUGGCAUCAUCCUUGCUGGUAGCGCAGACUUCAAGACAGAACUAAGCCAGUCAGACAUGUUUGAUCCGCGGUUGCAAGCCAAGAUCAUCAAACUAGUGGAUGUGUCUUAUGGGGGAGAGAAUGGCUUUAACCAGGCUAUCGAGUUGGCAGCCGAGUCCCUACAGAAUGUGAAGUUCAUUCAAGAAAAGAAACUAAUAGGGCGCUAUUUUGAUGAGAUUAGCCAGGACACUGGGAAGUACUGUUUUGGGGUUGAAGAUACGCUGCGUGCACUGGAGUUGGGGUCCGUGGAGACGCUCAUUUGUUGGGAGAAUCUAGACAUCCAGCGCUACGUGCUCAAGAACCAUGCGACGGCUGAGGAGAAGAUCCUGCAUCUUACGCCUGAGCAGGAAAAGGACAAGACACAUUUCACAGAUAAGGAGAGUGGGGUAGAACUGGAAUUAGUGGAAUGCCAGCCACUUUUAGAAUGGCUUGCCAACAACUAUAAGAGCUUUGGAGCUACACUUGAGAUAAUCACAGACAAGUCUCAAGAGGGGUCACAAUUUGUAAGAGGCUUCGGAGGAAUAGGAGGCAUCCUACGCUACAAAGUUGACUUCCAGUCGCUCCAAGCGGACGAACCUCUGGACGAUGUCGACCUUGAUGAUUACUAAGGUCGCUCGCUCCACUCGGUUUGCCUCUUCAUCAGGACUGCUGCGCUACAAAGUGGACUUCCAGAGCAUGCAGUGUGACGAGUUUGAAGAUGAUCUAUAUGACAUCGACGACUAUUAGGAAUCAAAUAUAGGCUAAAGCAGUGCCUGGCACAUGCUCCUCAGUAUUUCUAUUUAUAUAAUGGGAGCAUGGACCAGGUGCCUUGACAUCUGAUCACGGGAAGGAUGGUUGAACCUUGAUAAUUUGAGGACGAAAUCGCAUAAAGUUGAUAUCAUUCCUCAUGACAAAACAGGAACAGAAUUUGGCAGGAACCGAAUCAUUGAGGUUUGACUGUAGAGGAUAUCUGUCGUUGGAAGUCAACCCCAGGCAGUUUCACAGUUUUAGAUUCUGCAGCAAAAUCUUAUUUUUUAUCCGUACAGUUGAGCCUCUAGCUUUAUGUCAUGAAAUUUAAUUUUGUUCACCUGAUUUACUUUAUUUUUCAUACUGUGUUUAAGUCGGUUUAAUUUUUGGAUUACAAUAAUGACAUUUAAAUAUGUUUUGUAUUUACAGAAAGAAAGGGAAAGAAAGUUACAAGAACUGUUCCGAGCGUUUUGUUUGUCGUAUUUACAUUUCCAGGAAGCGAUAUUUAUGCAUUUUACGUAGUCACACUAUGCAUGAAGGAUGGUCUCAUUCCUGCAUCUUACUGUAGACAAGCAACUUUAGAGUCUGAAGCAUAAUUUUUGUUCCUUCCUCACCUGGUCACUUGCUACUGCACUUCAUGGAAAUAUUUUGGCAGCCCUUAAGCUUAGUUCUGAUGUGUGCUCAAGUCAGUAGACAGGGGACAAGUUGCUGUCGAUGAAUGGUUCUCUUGAUAUUAAAGUCUGCUUAAGAAAACCGUAUAUUCUGUUGUCUGCCUUCUUGUUAAGCCACUGUUGCAUGGGACUUAACCAUGGUGAGUCCUUUGUGACACUGGCUUAGUUUCUUCGUAGCAACAACAUGUGAGUAUCAUUUCAUCCAUCCAGCAAACUCAUAAGCAAGUUGAGGCAUAGGCAUUUUGGGCAUAUCUUAUGUUCCAAGAUUCACAUUUACAUUCAGAAUUAGUUAUGAUACAUGUCUGAGUACUUCUGUUUGUUUUUCACAGUCAUGAAGGUAAUUUAAUUACCUUGAUUCAUCUCAUUAUCCUGAUUAAUGGUAGGCAUGUGUCUAUGAAUUUACUUUUUCCGAAAGUUCGUUCGUGAUUUUUUUAUGCAGAUUCCUCCUAGGCGAGUAUUGUGAUAGAACCUUACAAAUGUUUCUACAUUCUGCCUUACAUGUUAUUCAUGCAUCCUUCAUAUCUUCUUUGACCGUGCAUGACCUCGGAAGUUGCUACAGUGUUGCGAGGUGAUAAAAUAGCCUGUCUAGAUCUUGGGUGCGUUGAACAGGAAAUCUUGCUCUGUAAUCUGCCUAUCGCUCAUAUUGUUGACGCAUCUCAAAAAGUAAUUGGCUUUAUCAGUUUUGAAAAUGUUUGUAUUUUUGUUGCCAGUUGUGCUGCAGCAUAUUUUAAACCUGUCCAUUUUGGGGAUUUCGAUCGCCCGGUGCUUGAAUGCGCGUCGAUGCCUGUGAUUAGCUUUGCGACGGUAGAUUUGUAUCUUCAGUACUUCCACAUCAAAAGCAGUGGUGUUUAUGUUACUAAGUCUUUUGAGCUUAAUAUUUUUCUAAACAGGUAUUUUUGUACAGAAAAUAGUCUACAAAAUUAAAUUUUUUGAAGUUUGUGUCAGGUGUGAUAUGUCGGCUGCGGAGGCGAGUUGGUGCCGAGUCAGGUAUGAAGUGCGUCUGCGGCAUUUUUAUGUUGAUACCCAAAACCUUGUUAUUGACUGAAUUAUGAAACACGCCUAAUGAGUUGAACUUUUCCUUGUUGAAGGAAAUUGUAAUUUAUUUUCAGACCAAGAAAGUUUCAUGUAAGGAACAUGUAUUCAUGGAAGUGGAAUAGUUAAUAAGUAACUGAAGAUGUAUUAAUGGAAUAAACACUCCACUCCUUCAUGUGCAACACUUUCGCUCUGAAAAUAAAUUAGUUUGCACCAUGAAGUUGAGAUCUCAGAUUUAUUUGGAAUUAACAUAUGGAAGUUCAGAAAACAGUUCAUAGGAUGUCGUGAUAAAAUUAAUUUACCGUGAUUGUGCUGCAUUCUUAGACAAAUAAUGUACUCGUUAAUGGUGAUAAGUGAGUGAACAAUUUGGGAACUGGUUAACUCAAGUACAGAAAACAAGAGAAAAUGUUGUGGGACAUGUCAGGAUAGAGAUGUACCAUGCAUUAACUUCUCAAUUUGACCUCUGGGGUCCGGGGCCCACUUAUUGUAGUUAUGUAUACUGGCGGUAGGUCAACUGCGUGAAGAUCAAGGUAAUCCAUUCGUAUUGUUUAGCCUACAUUAAUGAAUAGAUACGUCAUUUAUCAGUAGGUCUACAAAAGAAAUGACGCUCAAAAAUACGUGCAGAACAAUUCAGUUAAGUGUUAUAUGUGGCUGAUGCAAUGUUAUGGCUGUCUUGUAGUCCGCUAAUUUAUUUUAUCAUCUAAGGAUACAUACAAGACAGUGGUGCUGUUACAAAUAAAUGGGCAUUUUAAUUGGCAUGGGCAUUAUUUGAUUUUCUCAACAAUUUUAGAAAAAACAACCAGAUAUAAUGGCUUAUAAAAAUAUAUCUGCUGCGCAUACUGAUUGACGAAUUAGUAACUCAUUGCUUUUAUUUUGUUGAAUUGUGCCUAAAAUGUUACAUGCCAAGGGAAAAUAUGCACCUAGAAAGGGUUAUGUCGUCUUGGAAAAUUAUGUCGGCUUUUCUAUAUUAAUGAAAACAUGACUUCAGUUUCAUUGAUAGUGAUUAUGAAAUAAGUAAUGUUGGUGGGAGGAAGAGUGGCACAAAGCCCAACUAUUCCAUCACGUAAUAUCGUACAUAAAGUAACUGUACCGUCAAGUUUUGAUUUGAGAACUAUUGCUGUUGAAUGUUAUCAUCUCUUUUGUCUUGGACCUGAAUUUUGUGAAUUCAGAGUGACGAGGUAAAUUGAAAAAAGAAGAUUAUCAGUGUUAGGCAACAUCAGUUAGGUGCAUCCUCCAUCGCGUACCCAAUACCACUGUAGCUGUCAAAGGAACAUAAUUUUGAUCCUGUGAAGUCAAUAAGUUUGGACUGACGGUGGUCUGUAUAAAACAUAAACCAUACACUAAUAAAAUAAAAAUAAAAUUGA
Zootermopsis nevadensis is the source of this 4931-nucleotide messenger RNA. It is a transcript of the gene eRF1, whose product is annotated as eukaryotic release factor 1. Lineage: Eukaryota; Metazoa; Arthropoda; Insecta; Blattodea; Termopsidae. The record is from RefSeq and is a predicted model, not a curated record. Gene Ontology annotation, biological process: translational termination. Gene Ontology annotation, molecular function: translation release factor activity.